Molecule: messenger RNA, 1257 nt
Organism: Symbiodinium sp. CCMP2592
Lineage: Eukaryota; Dinophyceae; Suessiales; Symbiodiniaceae
Source: the annotation of a GenBank genome assembly
AUGGCGUCACGAAGCCUUGGAGUGCUCGCGCUGGUUCUGCUGACCGCUUUGGCGCCGGCGUUUGUGGCGCAGGUGCGCAGGGUGACGCAGCACCCUCCUGUGAGUCGAGCAUUGCCCGCCACCAAGGUUGCGUUGUCCGGGGGAACAGCAAGGCGAGUGGAGAGACCACGAGCGGAGCUGCGAGCACUGGAUGACUUUCUGAAAGGCAAGACCACCUUCGACUUCGCGAUUUCCAUCGGCACUCUUGUCUUCACAGCAUCUCAGGCUGUGCAGGGUUGGGCCUCGUACCAACAAAGCCUGCGUGAGUCCAAAGAGGGCCGAAUCGAAUUUGCGGUGGACCGCAUGAUGCAGCCUUUUCCCCCACAGAAAAAGAAGGCCGAAGUGGUCAAGCGCGGCAUCAUGAAGACCAUCGAAGAGCGGAUCCUGCGCUGGGAUGCGCAUGCAACCAUCGUUGCGGGGCGCUUCGGCGCCGGCAAAUCCGUGGCUGUCGAAGAGGCCCUGCGCGACAUGCAGGGUGUCUUCGUCCACCAGGUAGACGGCAGCGACUGGAAGGAGGAGCUCUUCAAGCGCUUGGGCCUGGAUGGGCCGGACAUUCUCGAGGAGGUUCUUGGUCGAGUGGGUGACAAGCUGAAGAGGCCGCCCAUCCUGCUGCUUGACAUCCCACGAACCACGAAGCAAGGCAUGGAAACGAUUUCCAGCUUCGCCAAGAAUCUGUCGUCGGACAGGAAGCUGGUCCACGUGAUCGUGUGUGCCUCCUCGGCCGCGAUGGCCAUCUCCUUCGACGCAGGUGGCAGCGCGCGCCAAAAAAACAUCUGGGUGGGCGACUUGACUGAGAAGGAGGCGAAAGAGCUGCUGACACUCCACGAGCACCAGAAUGAUUGGAAGCGAUUCGUGGAUGCAUGUGGCUUCAAUGCAAUGGACUUGGUUGACGCCUGCGACAUCUCGGUGGAGGCCAAGAAGGCCGAGAUGGAGAAGAGGGCCCGCAAAGAGGUGCUGCGCUUCAAGGACCAGUGCAAGAUCGCAGGUGACACAGGAGAGCAAAUCCUAAACCAGCUGCUGGCCAACAGGCAGGCCGGCAAAGGUGCAGACGAGCUCUGCACCGCUGCAUCUCCGAAGGAUGUGGCGAUGUGGAUCCGCGAGCGGGGUUAUCACCCCGUGAUCUGGCACACGCAGAAGCAGGAGUACCAAUUUGCGUCGGACCUGCAUGCGAAAGUAGCAACCGAGAUCUUGAAGAGCAGCUCCCAGUCGACGCCAUAA